Molecule: messenger RNA, 414 nt
Organism: Penicillium angulare
Lineage: Eukaryota; Fungi; Ascomycota; Eurotiomycetes; Eurotiales; Aspergillaceae
Exons: 4
Coding region: 1-414 (137 amino acids)
Source: RefSeq, a predicted model, not a curated record
AUGAACACAAUCAGAUCUACUUGGCUUGGAUGGGGCAGCCUCUGCGUUGCCGGCGGAGGAGCCUACUACUUUGCGAAGCAAUCCGUCAAUGCCGACCGACAAUCUCGAUUUGAUGCCGAGCUGAAACGAAAGGCUCAAAUGAAGGCCAUUGAGGAGGAGCACCGCCGUCAAGCACUCGUAGGAGAUGCAACCCCAACUUCCACUCGAAUCCCCAGCGAUGAUGCGAGUUUGAAGCGCGCGAACGCCGCCCAAUACCAGAACGCGGCCGACGAUGUCGCCUCGCCUAGUGCAGAGGCUUCACACGACCCUGCUGCCACGCGCCACGAGCCUUUGACAGAUAAUGAACGCGUGCUCGAAAAGGGAAAAUAUGAGGCGGCAGCGCCAUUCCGCCCUCCGCCUGGGAACCGUCUAUAA